Messenger RNA from Lactuca virosa, 939 nucleotides. NCBI's taxonomy places the organism in Eukaryota, Viridiplantae, Streptophyta, Magnoliopsida, Asterales, Asteraceae. The record is from the annotation of a GenBank genome assembly.
GGAAGGCUCUUUGAUCAUGAAAAAUACUCCUGCUAGCGAUUUUUUCUCACCUUCUGAUGAAUCCAUGAUAAACUCGCUGGCAUCUGAAAAUGGCAUUUUAUACAGCUUAGAAGCAGUUAAAUAUUACGAUGAUCAUAUCAUAAACACCAUUGAUGAGGAACUUGAAAUGAUAUUGAAAGGAUUGAGCUUCGAAUCUGGGUUUCUUUUCAAGAAAGAUGCAACUUUUUUCGAUUUUCUGAAUAGAGUAAGAGAUGAAGAGCUUCUGCUUCAAUCAAUAGGGCUAUGGGAUGUCCCUCAUCCAUGGCUAAAUCUCUUCAUUCCAAGAUCAGGAAUUAUGGAUUUUAAUGAAGGUGUUUUUGUCGAUAUUAUUCAGAAACAAAACAGGAGUAGCUCAGGGCCAUUCCUCGUCUACCCAAUUAACCGAAAGAAGUGGGAUGAUAAUAUGUCAGUUGUUAUACCAGAAGAUGAUGAAGAUAUGUUCUACACCGUUGCGUUAUUAAACUCGGCUAAGGAUUACAAAGAUUGGGUGAUUAUGGAUGAACAAAAUACGGAGAUUUUAAAGUUUUGUGAUAAAUCUGGGAUCAAGGUCAAGCAAUACUUUCCACAUUAUGGAAAGAAAGAAGAAUGGAUGAAGCAUUUCGGCAAGAAAUGGGAUAUCUUUAAAAAGAGGAAAGCUCAGUUUGAUCCAAAAAUGAUACUCUCUCCUGGACAAAGAAUUUUUAAUUCUGAAUGAAGUUUUUAUAUGUAGUAACUAUUUUAUGUCGGAUUUAUGUAUGAAAAAUAAUUUAGGUAAUGCACUUUAGUUAUUUAAAUGUUAUAAGAAUAAUAUAUUAAUUAUGGAUGGAGAACACUAUUGUAGGGUUAAUUUAUUGUAAUAUUGGCAUGACCCCAUAUAUUAAUAUAUAUGUAUGAUAUAUAUACUUUUUGAGAAUUAAGUCG